AUGAUACUCCUAAUACUGAUAUCAUACUUUCUUUUGCUUGUAAGUGCAAACGAAAAUGAAUCUUCGAAUGAUUUGCAAUCUCGUGUGCCCCCACCCCUAACAUUAUCAAACUUUGAUAAUACACUACUAAAAGGUUUCCAUAUGGUUGAGUUUUACAGUCCUUAUUGUCACCAUUGUCAAAAUUUAUUCCCAACAUGGGUUGAGUUUUAUGAAUCUAAUCCCGAAUCUUCGGGGUAUGCAAUUCACCAAGUUGAUUGUGUGGUUAGCGGUGAUCUAUGCGAUCGAGAAGGAAUAAGAUAUUUUCCAAUGAUUCGAUUCUACGGUCCAAAUUCCAAAUUGUUAGCUAGUAUGACGUCAAGUUCAAGAACAAUCGAUACUCUAAAUGAAUUUGCCAAUGAACAACUACUUAUCUGGAAUGAGGAGGGGGAUUCGAAAUUUAACGAAGAUGAUUUUGUAGGUUUACAGAAUUCAAUGAUUGACAAUUCAGAAUUGAGAAAGGUCUUAAGUGGUGAUUUGGAGGUUCCUAAGUUGAUUUCAUUUUGGCCAACUUCAAAUGAUCAGUUAAAUGAUUCAAAUUUUCAGAAUAAGUAUAACGCUCAUGCAAUUUUUAAAAACUCUGAAAACUUGUAUAACUUCAGGAACAUUUGGAAUUUUGUCAUUAGGAACCUACAUAAAUUUGGUGAAGAGCACAAGUUAGAAUUUCAUUAUGUUAACUGCAAAUCAAAUGCUGCACUUUGUGGAAGUUUAGGCUUCUCAGAAUUAUUGAAUUCGAAUCUGAAGAAUCUGACUCCAAGGAUAGUCCUUUAUUUACCAAAGUCCAAUGGAAAUUCUCUUUUUUUGAAACCAAGCUUGAUCAAAAACAGAAAAUUCAAUCAUAUAGUCAAAUUUAUAACCAAUUGGACGUAUAGAAAUCUUAUUAAUUCUGAGCUACAAGACCUGAAAAUAAAUGACAUUAAGAAUUUUAUAGGUGCAACGACAAAAUUGAAAGAUAAAAAUGACAUAUCGGAUAUACCUAACUACUCAAAAGUUGCCUUUAUUCAAGUCAAUGAUCCAAAUACUCAAGUUCUUGAAGAUGAUAUUAUAUUGGACCAUUUACUACAACCGGUAGCUGAUUUAGACUCUGAAGUUUAUCUUUUCAAGAGUACUGACAAGGACGGGGCAUUGAAAUUACUGCAAGAUCAAGAAAGGAAUCUGAUUGAUUACAUCAAGAUUGAUGAACAAAGCUUACAAGAUAAGAUAAGUGAGAAGUUGUUUAUAUCACGCACGAGAUCAACUUUCCCCAUGUUUAUUGCACUGAAAUCUUCAUCUUUGUACACGCCUGUUUAUCAAAGUUUCACAUCGAAAGAAAUCAGAGACACGAAGAAGGUUUUAAGUUUCAUUAGGAGUAAUUAUUUACCAAUGAUCAACCAUUUAUCAGACGACAAUAAGUAUCAAGUAUUUCCUAAACGUAUGUCACCAUUGAACUCGAAAACUGAAAAAAUCUUGGUAUCUAUAACCGAUUUCCAACCAAAACAAUUUUUCGAGGUUGAAUUUUACAUGUCGAAAGUGUAUCAUAAAUUUCAGUACUUGAGGAACAUGAAAAUAUUUCAGAAAAUAGACAAACAGAGAAAUGAAAAGCACGAAGAGGUUAACAGAAUGAAAUUAAAUGAUGCCACAUCUGAUGAUAUAAUCGAUAAAUUACGUGAGAAAAUUACAGAGUCCUAUAUCAGUACGGAUAAUAAUCUCUUCCCAGUCUAUUUAGAUCUGGAUACAUUAUCAAAAGUCGCUAGCUCCUUAAAUUGGAAUAAGCUUGACAUUCAAAAGUACAAAGUUGGGGACUCCAUUUUGAUAUCCAGAUUUACAGGUCAAUAUUGGGAUCAAGAUUUACGAGGUCGUCAAUUGAACAUUGAGAAUAUCGAUGAAACUGUUAAUUUAUUAAAAGAUAUAUUAAAGAAUAAAAAUUCGGGUAAAUCUAUCACUAGACAAUCCAUAUUGCUGACCAUUUUCCAAGUUUGGAUACUUUUAUUGGUCAUAGCUGCUUGUCUUCACUAUUACAAGAGGUUUCAAAUAAAGAGGGCCCAACAAAAUGAGAAAAUGAAAGGACUAGGCAUUCUAGGCCUCUCUGCUGACUCUAAGUUUGAUUAA
Pichia kudriavzevii is the source of this 2124-nucleotide messenger RNA. RefSeq lists its product as uncharacterized. The coding region runs from base 1 to 2124 and encodes 707 amino acids. The transcript has a single exon. The record is from RefSeq and is a predicted model, not a curated record. Lineage: Eukaryota; Fungi; Ascomycota; Pichiomycetes; Pichiales; Pichiaceae. Gene Ontology annotation, cellular component: endoplasmic reticulum. Gene Ontology annotation, molecular function: protein disulfide isomerase activity. Gene Ontology annotation, biological process: protein folding.